Messenger RNA from Acaulospora morrowiae, 1860 nucleotides. Lineage: Eukaryota; Fungi; Glomeromycota; Glomeromycetes; Diversisporales; Acaulosporaceae. The record is from the annotation of a GenBank genome assembly.
AUGCAAGACUCUCGAGCGGAAUCCUAUAUGGAAAGUCACGAUUUGAAAAACUUCUUAAACGACUUAGAAGGUGGAUUGCAACGUUACCAGCCGAACGAUCCUUUGGGCUUUAUUAUUGGUUGCGUGAGAUCUGUUCAACAAGUAAAGAGGGAGUCGAAGGAGCCGCUUUCGUACUCGAAACUCUUUGAAGAAUACGCUGCCCAAAAAUUCAGUACGAUUGGUGUUAUGAACGCCCAUUUUAACGGAUUUGCCUCGUCCAAUUAUCCUACUGGACCUAACAAUAAAAAACGUCAUCGUUCCGAGGACGCAUCUAUGGAAAUCAGAACUCCCCCCCACUAUACUUCAGGGUCAAACUUUGAUCAGCAUGUUCCUCAUCAGCAUUUUGACGAAGAUCAAGCUCAACGUCGCCCCAUUUUACCUCCGUCCCCACCGAACAGUAAUUUAUCGGUCCGAUUUGUCCGCAAUCACAUUGCAUCCGUGGGUAGGCGCCGCCGUAAUUCUGUGAGUGCCGAAUCCAUCAGUCCGUCAGGUGAUCCCAAUGAUCGUAAGAUCAUCCCAAAAUCCGAAGACACCAUAAAACUCAUAGAGGAUGCGAUCCUGCAAAACCUGUUGUUCAAAAACCUCGACCGUGAGACCAAACGUCAAGUGGUGGAUGCAAUGUCCGAGGUCAUAGUGAGAAAAAAUGAGACCAUCAUCACGCAAGGUGAGGUGGGCGACAACUUCUAUGUUAUCGAACACGGUCUUUUUGGAAUAUUUAUCGACAAUCAGUUUGUCCUUGAAAUUGGUCAUGGCAAUAGUUUCGGGGAACUCGCAUUGAUGUAUAACACUAAUCGCGCUGCUACUGUAAAAGCAAAGACCGACGGAAUUCUCUGGGCUCUCGAUAGAGUUAGCUUUCAUAAAACGAUCACCAACCUUAUGUACAAAAAACGAAAGACUUACGAAGCUAUCCUAAAGUCCGUUGCGCUUUUUUCCAGCUUGGACUCAUCGGAAAUCACGAAACUCGCCGACGCCUUGGAACCUUGUGAAUACGAGGAUGGCAAGUCUAUCGUUACCCAGGGUGAAACUGAAAGCUGUUUUUAUGUCAUCGAAAAGGGACGUGCGAGCGUAAGUAAAAUCAAUGAACAUGGCAUCAAACAAUACCUACCGGAUAUCAGCGAGGGCGGUUAUUUUGGAGAACACGCUCUCUUUGAAGAUCAACCGUAUAGAGAAACCGUCGUUGCACGAGGUCAUGUUCGCGUUGCUGCACUCAAACGCGCCACAUUCGUAGAACUCUUGGGCCCCAUCAUGGAUAUCCUCAACAGAAACGCCCAAGCAUAUAACAUGAAUGCCGAGAAUAACAAUAACUAUUCUAGUAAUUACGAUUCUUCUUACUCCCCAGUACCCGAACCCGAACGUCCUUCAGGACCGCUUACCGAUAUUAACGUACCAAAUCAUAACGGUGGCAAUGAAAGUAUGGCUAUUGACGAGGAUUACUCGACAACUACUUCCGCCAGACCGUCGCGUACGAUAAAAAGAAGCGGAUACAGUGGGGCUGGUGGUGUUGACCUUAUGUGCUACCAGCGUUUAAUCUAUUUAUGGGGUGGUGUGAGAAAGUGCAAAGAUCGAGGUCGGGAAACCCUUGGGAUAGAAGAAUCGAUAACGAGGGUGGAUGAUCUCCGCCAAGAUUUUAUUUGCACGGAAGAGGUGACAGGGCCUCCACAAAUCAAUGGAGGGGGGGGGGGGAGAAUUCGACCAAUUGUGACCUGGACUGCUUUGUGUGGUGUACGACGAAGCAAUUUCCAGGCCAAUUGUUUGUCAGCGCAGGUAUUCCGUGAUCCCGGAAAUCAUCCGCUUCUUUCAUUGCAGAAGCAUUUCUCGUAA